Diversispora eburnea is the source of this 993-nucleotide messenger RNA. NCBI's taxonomy places the organism in Eukaryota, Fungi, Glomeromycota, Glomeromycetes, Diversisporales, Diversisporaceae. The record is from the annotation of a GenBank genome assembly.
AUGUCCAUCUUCGCGGAUUCGGAUUAUAUUGGAGAAGAAGGCCUCAAGAACUUAAGACAUUACAAAUAUGCGGCCAUCGAUAAAUCACCGAUUUCGAACUAUAUUUUGAAACCAUAUUGGAAUUGGGCAAUUGGAUUAUUUCCUAUGUGGAUGGCACCAAAUUUAAUAACAUUAUCUGGAUUAAGUUUUGUUUUUCUGAAUGUGAUAUGUAUUAUAAUUUGGAUCAAUGAUCUCGUAGGUCCUGCGCGAAGAACAGGAACUUCAUCUCCUCUAGGUGAACUUUUUGACCACGGAUGUGAUGCAUUAAAUUGCACUUUCAGUUCAAUUGUUUUGGCAGCUUCCAUGGGAUUAGGUCAUUCAGAAUACGCGAUGGCUCUAUUACCUUUAAUGAUUAUUCCAUUUUAUUUAUCCACCUGGGAAGAAUAUCACACUGGUAUCUUAUAUUUGGGAUAUUGUAAUGGACCAACAGAAGGUGUUCUCUUAGGAUGUCUGUUACUGACGAUAUCGGCUAUUACAGAUUUAACUGAUAAUAUCCCCGGAUUUAUUCCAAUGGGAUGGACUGUCGUAGAUAUUUUACUUGCAUCUGUGUAUAUCAUGAAAUCAUAUUCCGAAGCACUUUCACAACUUAUUUCUAUUACGAUAUACUCUUUUUCUACCUAUUUAUGGCUUUCAUCACCUAAUUCUUACAUUUUUAGAGAUAAACAUUUUAUACUUUUUGCCAUGACCAUUGGGAUUGUAUUUGGAAGAAUGGCCACUAAAAUUAUUUUAGCACAUCUGACCAAAAUGCCAUUUCCUAAUAAAGAAAUUUUAACUCCCGAAUUCGAACAUUAUUAUUUAUGGGCCUAUUUCAUUUUCACUGCGGUAGCUUAUUUACAUUGGGCCUUUCUCGUUAUCGACAGAUUCUGUGCUUAUCUCAAAAUUAAAUGCUUCCGUAUUCCACAUCAUUCAUCAGGCGAAGAAGCAGCUCGUCUCCUACAUACUACUAAUCAAUGA